Messenger RNA from Amoebophrya sp. A120, 5074 nucleotides. The record is from the annotation of a GenBank genome assembly. Lineage: Eukaryota; Dinophyceae; Syndiniales; Amoebophryaceae.
AGUCCUAGCGCUAGCACUUCUAGCUUCACUGAUGAAAAUUGAAGUCUCUGAAAUUUCGAGAGAGCUGCACUCGCAGGAUGCAGCUGUUAUUAGCAGCUGGUAGAUAAAGUAAGAUGUGAGUGCUUCGCUUGCGGUGGAGGUGGUCUCUGGUCCUCGACGUGCAGCCCCUGUUAUUUUGAUUACAACCAGCACGCCGCGUGGACAAGUUUCCGCGUGCUCACCUGAGUGCAUCAACAUCUUCUUCCCCACGACCUUUUCCGACCAUGGCGCCGAUCGAUUUGCGCACCGGCGCCUCUGCCGGUGGUCCAGAUCCAAUGGCUAUCAAAUGUAAAAAUGUCUGGGUCUGGAAGAAUGCACGAUUUGUCAUGCUGCUUUUCCAUGACCCAUGAGGUCUGGAAUGCCGGAGCUAGCAUGACAGAUUCUGCGAGAACUGUCUAAUGCCUAUCCUGCAUGAGAAACUACCUCCCGACUUGGUCAAAAUUGGGCGACUUUUGGUAAUCAUGCAACACAGAUUUUUGCAUGCUGCAGAUUUAGCAUGACAAGUUGCAAUCUUCCAGACCCAGACAUUUUUACAGUUGAUAAUGGCAAACACGGUGUUGCCACCCAAUGCUGCGAAAACACAGUCCCAGCAGCAGCAACUGGGGCCAGCAGCAGGAGCGAAUGCGAAUGCUCCGCCAAAAUCCCAACCCACCGCAGUUACGGUCAAUAUGAACCAGAAGCAACCGACGCCGACCGCGGCACAGAAGAAGCAACCCAGGUGGUUUCACGCCGCGAACAACUACUUGAGUGCACGGCACAUGGCCAUGCGGAAAUUCUCUCUGCUGAUGGAGAGAGUCAGGGAGAAAAAGUGGACCAAUGACAGGGUGCUGGAGGUAGGCAUUUGUGUAGUUUGCUGGUAGUUUAGUUGGUAAAGGGUUGGUUUCUCAUGCAGAGUGCAGAUAGGUAUAGGUUUACCUAGGAUUAGGUCAUGUCUUGUCUCAUCUCGUCGCUGUUUGCAAGGCGUAUAUUGAUUGUAUUAAACAAAGAUGGAUGCAAAUAAUUGAAACUCCAUCCAGUUCGACGACCCCGAACAGACAACGCAGUCUUCGAGCCAACGCGUCACCAUUUUCGAUUUCCCGCCGAGCAACGACGUUUCCUACUACUGCAUCAACAGAAACGACCCGGAUUCGCAAGUUCCGGACGCGGCCGAGCCGGUCGAGAAGUGGCGCAGAAUAAGCGAAAUCCACGUGAAGGGUAGGCUAUUCCCCAUAAACGGAAAAACGCACUACGGCCGGGUCUACCAGGGCGGGCUGCAGAAUUUCUACUUAACCUGCGCGUUGCAAGCGUUGUCUUUGCGGCCGAAGUAUCCUGUGCAAAAGCAUCCUACUCGUACUAAGUCGCAGUCCUGCAAGACAAAUUUCAUUUUCUAGCUGAAUCAGCAUGACAAAUUCUCUUUGUCAUGCUGAGGUAAUUUGUGUUGCAAUACUACGAGUAUGUACGAUACUUUUGCAGUUCAUACGAAGCUGUUACACGACGUUUUCGCGUACAGCAGCGUGGAACGGGGGAUUUACGUGUUGACGUUCUACAAAAACGGGCAGUAUUGCACCAGUGAAGUGGACGACCUGAUGCCGGUGGACGCGGCAGGUGACGAUGAUUUAACGCCGAUGUUUUGCAGAGCCAGAAGAUAGAUGCGGCUUUGAUGUUCAUCCUAGACUAACUUACGUGAGCAUCGCUUCACAUAUUGAACGACAAUCCCGAUCGCGCAAAUAAGACCAUACUUACAUUGCUCAUCAGGUCUUCCCAUCGCCGCCGUCUCCGAGGACUACCCCUACAUCCUCUGGCCCACAAUCGUCGAAAAAGCCUACGCAAAGCUUCACUGCAUAUCCACAGAAAAAGACUCGUCGGCCCCCCCAUCCAUUUUUGGUUUUGCAUUACAGAUACGGGCUGCGCUUCAUGUUUUACAUGACCAAUAUAGAAGACGGGGAUGCUGGGUGUUUUUUUUUGAUGGAUUCUGCAAUGGAAAACUCGACACAGUCGGCUGGGAAAUUAUCGGAGAGGGUGGUUGCAUCGAGGAAUGUCUCGUGGAUUUGACCUAUCCUGAGUAAAAACGUACCCACACCAGAGUCAGGAUGGGGAUUUUGCAACACAAACCUAGGAGUUUUGUGAGUCACGCAUGACAAGUUGCGCUCUGCAGUGUAGUGCAGGUUAGCAAGUGCAGCCGCGUCACAGAUUCAUCUGCUCAUCCUGUUCACAGCAUCACAAAUUCCAAAACACGAUUGAAAAUGGCUCUCAUGCAGAUGCGCAUUACAAGUCUUCCUGUCUUUGCAAAUCUGCAUGACAACUCUGGUGUGGGUACGUUUUUACUCAGGAUAUGACCGGCGGAGUUGGCGGAUUCUGGUACACGUGUGAUGUCUCUGUCGACCGUAUGAAAGUGCACAACUCCCCCUCCGCCUCGUUUGUGUUGCAUGAACAGCAAUACAAGGGUUAGCAACAAUACAUGUCUUGCAUGACAAAUUUGGACAGGAAUGUAGUGCUAUUUGGACCACUGCCAGGACUUGUGAUGCAGACAGUGCCAAGUAGAGGCAAGGCGUAAAUUAGGUAUUUUGCAUGACAAAGGAGGGGGAGGGGGAGUUGUGCUCUCUCACAGACCGCCUUUUCGUCUACCUGCACGAACUACAACGAGAAGCGAUUUUCGUGGCGCAGAUCAACCAGAAGGCCUGCGACACGCGGAAUGUGAAGCUCAACCCGUUUUUCCCGUACGUAAUCAACCGGGUGACGGAGUUCGAGGGGAACUGCUACGUCCAAAUGUUUUGCGGGGCGCCGUACCUAGCCGACGGGGGCUUGUCGGAUAUCUCCGUGGUGUAUCCACAGAAAAAAACCCAUCCACAUCCAUUUUUUGCAUGGCAAACACGUAACUUGAUAAAACGUGUUUUGCAUGACAAAUUGGCUGUGGAUUGGUUUUUUUCUGUGGAUAUGGUGCCCUGGAAUUUGACCAACGACCCGAGAUGGGGCCAGGCGGAGUCCACCAACGACGGUUUUUUUUGGAUGUCGAUUUUCGAUUUUUCCACCUACUUCGAAAUCAUCCACGAGUGCAGGUUGGUGAACUCCGGAGACCGGGGCGCAAUCCCGCACAUGCCCAGUCCGAGGUUACCCAUACCGGUUUACCCCUGCUACGUGUCGGAGCCGAUGUUUGAAUCGGUGCACGCUUGCGCAUAUGAAGAUGUGCAAAAGUAAUAUCGACGUAGACGUAGUACUAUGAGAAAAUGGCACCGCAAAUUAGCUCAGCACGACAAAUGGUUUUUGCUGAUUCCGCUUGGAAAGAACAAGACGAUUUCAUUUGUGAUGCGUGACUGCGACUUUUACCACGAGCGCGAUACAACUUUUGCACAGGACAGCGCGGAUCUGAUCACGAUGGAUUACAAGCCAGAAUUUCUUCUCACCUACCAUCCGCACUUUUACGGCGUUGCGGGAGGAGGUGGAACAGCGAAUAACCAGUCUAGACAGGCGGAGCAGCAGAUUCAGCAGCAAUUAGGUAACGAGGUCUACAUUUGCACCAUGCAAACAGACGAACGGCUAUCUCAGUCCGCCGCGGGAACACGGUUCCAGCACCUACCCAUCUGCUUGAAAGUGUGGGAAAGGGUAGUAAACACUCCGCAAACCUUAUCACAGGAAAAAAGUGAUACAGUAUACACAUUUGUUGGAAUUUCAGCAUCACAAAGUUGCUCCGCAUGGCAAAGAAAACUUGUAAUGUGCAGACCAUAGAUAAAACAGAAAACACGAAUGAAAUGACGCUGGCAUCAAGCAUUUCCUGCAUGACAGAAGUUGUCUGUCUUGCGGGUCUUGCAUCACAGUGUGUAACGUACCUUGAGCACUUUUUUCUCACGAUAAACCUUGUCCGCAGCCAACGUGCGGCAACAGCAGGAGAAACCGGAAGUCACAUGGUCGCUGGUCACGAAGUCAAACUUUCAGGAAAACGCCCGGGAUUCGACGGCUUGCUUCAAAAUACCACCGCUACCGCCCGGCUCGUUAGCUUCGCAGUACUUGGUGACCUGCGAGUUUCACGACAAAAUUCCGGAAAAGAACAAAUUUCUGGCUGACGUGAAGGAAACACCAUUGCCGGACGGAGUCGACUCGGAUGACGUUGUCGUGAACAGGCUCAUUUUCAGGUAAGUUUUUGGUAUGUAGUUGUUGCAAUACGUGAUUUGUGAUGCAGUUUACGUGGAACACACCUUCUACUUGUCAGGCAAAAAAGUUACAAACUACAAAACUACGACAAAACAGGUGCUAUUCCACCAAACCCUUAACCGUGGCCCCCCGCGUGCAGGGGUCAACGAGAGCGAAAAACCUCUUCCUCACCGACCCGGGAGCGGAUUACCCAAAGGCGAUAAGGUGGACGCUCGUCGGGAGCCGAGACCCGAAGCAGAUGUUGCGGCCCGAUUUGCCCGACGAUUGGGACGAUCUCGAGGGGUGCGGGGUGGCGUUUGCCAGCAGGUUAAAUCGACGGGAUCUGGAAAACAUGAUCGGCAAUUCUGGAGCGCCGGAUGGAAAUGGAAAUUGCGCGAUUAUGUAGACGAUGAAACUGGGCACCGAUCCAGAUCAUGCCGUGUCCUGCAUCAACAUCCAUCACUUCCAGCUUAAGUAGCCGCAAGGAAUUUUGUAUGGCGAUGCGAGGCGACCGCGAGAUCUUCAACUCGAUCAAAGCUGAACCUGAGGUAUUAAUUCGAUUUCAUAAUCAAACCUAAACCAAACUCUAACUAUCACAUUUCAACCAGAUUUAGUUAAUCAUAAGCACUUUGACGAACUUUUUUCCAACCGAAACUCAAAGGCUAGCUAAAUCCUUCGAUAUAUCAAUUACAAUUUUCGCGAAGCAGGCUUGCAGCGCGGGCUGUUGCUACCACGAAGAGAAAGUAAAAAGAAAGAAAGAAUCCAAAGUUUGAUUUCGAAUCCCACGCGGUGGCGGUCAAGUUUUGCUAUGGAAUUUCGAAGCCGCACGGUACCACGUACGGAGCGACGCGAAGAUGUAUGAUAAUUUGGCUUAAUAGAAGUUGUCAUACCUACUUCAUCUUGUACUAGAAGAUGUCCGUAUCUCAAGCAU